AUGAAUUGCCCCUCGCGGACAGACGAUACGCUGCAGAAUCCAAGCUGGAAUCAGAGCCCACCGCCAUUCAGUCCAGACACCACAACUCGGAAUGACUUCAAUGGUCUAGCCAAUUCCCGGGUUCAUCGCAGACAUGCCAACUCUGCCAAUGCAGCAGGGGAGGAUACGUUAUCCAUUGAUGAGAGACCGCACAGUGUGCACGGUCGGGAUCCCGAAAAAGAAAAGGUCCCCAGUGGCGAAGUGACCACUGCUCUCUCGGGAGGUGAUUCACCCCUGAGGACCAGCGGAUCACCUCGCCGUCCUUUCUUAAAUUAUUUCAAAGAUUCGUCUUUGAACUGUGCCCGCAGCUUGGUCAAGUUCGGCCGUUUCAUUGGGCCUGGUUUCCUCAUUGCUGUUGCUUAUAUCGACCCGGGGAAUUACGCCACUGAUGUCGCUGCUGGUGCAGAUUUCAAGUAUGCUUUGCUGUUUAUCGUCCUUGUUUCCAACCUUUUUGCUAUUCUGCUUCAGUCCCUGUGCAUCAAGCUGGGCUCUGUGACUGGCCUCAACUUGGCCGAGAACUGUCGAGCUCACCUGCCCAGAUGGAUGGUGAUUAUUCUUUACAUGCUGUCCGAGGCGGCCAUUGUUGCUACUGAUAUUGCUGAGGUUGUUGGAUCGGCGAUUGCCUUAAAUUUGCUUUUGAAUAUACCCUUGGUGGCUGGAUGUGCCAUCACCUUGGUUGAUGUUCUUUUUAUUCUCAUCUUUUAUCGUCCCAAUGGGGCGAUGUGGGGCCUACGAUUGUUCGAGUUCUUCGUCAUGGCGUUGGUCUUAGGUGUUGUUGUUUGCUUCUGCAUUCAACUUUCUCUCGUUCAGGAUCAGUCUGUCGGUGAAGUCUUCCGGGGUUAUCUACCUUCCUCGGCCAUCGUUCAAUCAGAAGGUCUCUACCAGAGUUGUGGAAUCCUUGGCGCCACCGUGAUGCCACACUCCCUUUUCCUGGGAAGUGGAGUGGUCCAAUCUCGUCUGAAAGACUUCGACGUCACAGCCGGUUACGUGGAGGCUACAGUUCCACUGGGCAGCACUGGCGGCGAAGUUGAGUACCGUCCUUCGAUUCAUGCCAUCCGGGGUUGUAUGAAAUACUCGAUCAUUGAGCUCGCUCUUUCACUUUUCACUUUUGCACUGUUCGUCAACAGCGCCAUUCUCAUUGUUGCGGGAGCUGCUCUAUACCAAGUCCCUGGCGGUGCCGAUGCCGACCUCUUCGGUAUUCACAAACUACUCUCUUCGUCAAUCGCACCAGCCGCCGGAUUAGUCUUUGCUUUGGCUUUGCUGUUGUCGGGUAUUUCAGCUGGAAUCGUUUGCACGAUUGCUGGACAAAUGGUCAGCGAGGGAAUGCUCAACUGGACUAUUCGACCUUGGCUUCGAAGGCUCAUCACUCGCUCUAUCAGUAUCAUUCCCAGUAUUAUCAUUGCUGGGGCUGUUGGAAAGGACGGUCUGAACAAGACUCUGACUGCGAGCCAGGUUGUUCUGAGUGUAAUCCUGCCAUUUGUUUCUGCUCCCUUGAUCUGGUUCACCUGUCUCAAUCGCUACAUGACUGUUAAGACCGAAGAACCAAGUGAAACAGAAGGUGAAGUUUAUGUAGCUGAAGUUCCCAUGCGGAACAAUCUUGUUACUUCGGUCAUUUCGGUCAUUGUGUGGGUUAUCAUCGUUGUGAUGAACGUGGCCCUGCUGGUUCUACUGGGCAUGGGCAAGGCAUCUUAA
This is a messenger RNA of Penicillium antarcticum, 1731 nucleotides long. Its product is annotated as NRAMP family metal ion transporter. Bases 1 to 1731 code for a protein of 576 amino acids. Gene Ontology annotation, cellular component: membrane. Gene Ontology annotation, biological process: intracellular manganese ion homeostasis; iron ion transport. NCBI's taxonomy places the organism in Eukaryota, Fungi, Ascomycota, Eurotiomycetes, Eurotiales, Aspergillaceae. Gene Ontology annotation, molecular function: cadmium ion transmembrane transporter activity; manganese ion transmembrane transporter activity. The transcript has 2 exons. The record is from RefSeq and is a predicted model, not a curated record.